GUCGUUUCGCCAGCAGUCGAGUCAGUUUAGCGUCGCGACGCAUCCUGAUGGACGGAUGGAAUGAUUGUUGUGGAACAUUAACGAGCAGUUUAGGGUGAAGUUUUAAAUUUCCUGAAAGUUGUCUAAAUAUUAUUUGAGCAGGGCCAUACAGCAAUGUUGGUGCUUUGCACCACAGCGUGCGUCCACAUGGUAGACAUGACUGUGGCAACGCAUCCUGGUAACUCAGCUACUACACCACUCGUCAGAGCGGAACGAAAUGGUCAGACUCAAAUAGAUAUGUCAACAGCACGAACAGUCGAACAUGGAAGUCAAUCUGUUACCGCGAUCUUUGGUCAAGAUACACAACAAAAAAUACAGGAACGUCCGCCCGGAGCCUCUCGCGCCAUGAUGACAUCCAUGCGCGGGCAGCUGAGACAGGCGGUGACGUCAUUGCGGGCGGCCGUGCGAUUCCGGCGUUGUUCAAAGGGCGGCGGUCGAGCGCUGCCCACCGAUUGGUUCGUGGACCACAGCCAUCAGGAGGAUGCUCAAGGAGGGCAGCGGCCGCCCGUUACGUGCUGGGGAAUGACGGUUGUUGUGGAUCCGGCCCAACCUGGGUACUACGCGUGGCUAAUGGUAGUAUCGUUGGCAGUCCUGUACAACGUCAUCUUCGUAGUUGGCAGGGCUGUGUUCUGGGAGUUGAACGAUUGGAGCCUCGUUGGACCCAUGUGGUGGACACUGGACUACGUUUGCGACUUUAUAUACGUAGCCGAUGCAUUGAUACAUGCUCAUGAAGGCUACCUGGAACAAGGACUUCUAGUGACUGACCCACGUAAACUGCGUAAGCAUUACUACGAAUCUAAAUCCUGGAAAUCUGAUAUAAUGUCAGUACUACCAACCGACCUGACCUACUUUUGGUGGUCACCACUAGAGUGCGUGGAGAAGGUACCCUGCCCAGUAAUAGUACGGCUAAAUAGACUUUUUAAGUUGCCGAGACUUUGGUUGUGGUUUGAGAGGACGGAAACUGACACCAGUUACCCCAAUGUGUUUAGAAUUUGCAAAGUGCUACUGGCUAUCCUCGUACUGAUCCACUGGAACGCGUGUUUGUACUUCGCUAUAAGCUAUGCAAUAGGAUUUGGCACGGACGACUGGGUUUACAACUUUCAGAACUCUACAUUGGCCAGACAGUAUAUCUAUAGUUUCUAUUGGUCCACUCUGACGUUAACUACUAUUGGAGAAACGCCUGUUCCAGAAAAUAACAUCGAGUAUCUCUUCGUAGUUGCCGAUUUUUUGGCGGGAGUGUUGAUCUUUGCUACUAUAGUCGGCAACAUUGGAUCGAUGAUAUCGAACAUGAACCUGGCAAGGGUGGACUUCCAGAACCGAAUGGAUGGUGUGAAGCAAUAUAUGGCAUUUCGAAAAGUGGGAAGGGAACUAGAAGGUAGGGUCAUUCGAUGGUUCGCGUACACUUGGGCUGAAAGUGGAGCUUUAGAUGAAGAAAGGGUACUGUCUGCACUGCCUGAUAAACUGAAGGCAGAAAUAGCCAUACGAGUUCAUUUGGAUACACUUAAAAGAGUUCGUAUAUUUCAAGAUUGUGAGCCAGGCUUACUUGAAGCUCUAGUUUUGAAGCUGCGUCUUCAGGUAUUUUCACCUGGCGAUUAUAUUUGUAGAAAAGGAGAUGUUGGGAAGGAAAUGUAUAUAGUGAAACGGGGGAAAUUGCAAGUAAGUUUACUCUGUUUCAGCAAGAAUCUGUAGUAACGUGUACCGUUAACUUAUAAAAAUAAUUGAUAAUUUUACAAUUUUGUUGCCUAGAAAUUUUGAUAUGAGAUUUGUGAUGUUCUAGGUAGUUUCUGAUGACGGAUAUACAAUACUAGCAACAUUAGGUGCAGGUUCUGUUUUUGGAGAAGUAAGCGUCCUAGACAUAGCCGGUAACCGUACAGGAAAUAGAAGAACGGCGAAUGUCAGAUCGCUAGGAUAUUCCGAUCUGUUCUGUUUGGCAAAGGACGAUCUUUUAAUUGCUUUAGCUGAUUAUCCGGAGGCAAAAGCUACAUUAAUAGAACGUGGUUGUCAACUUCUUCGUAAAGAUGGACUUUUGGACGAAGAUCAAUUCCAAAAGGCUCGUGAGUCACAAGAUUCAAUGUUUGAUAGCUUGAAGAGACUGGAAGAGGCAGUGGAAGCUCUUCAAACUCGACUAGCCAGAUUGGUGGCAGAAUUUGCUGCAAGUCACGCCAAGCUGAAGCAAAGGCUUACUCGAAUGGAGAUCAGGGAGAAGGAGAUAAAGUCCAAUGAUCAGAAAAAUUCGCCCUUAAGAAGACCAAGAUCACUAGAAUCUAAAAAAAUGACAGCUAGUGAAGACAUUAGACAUAAAACUAUGUAAACAUUAGAAUGUUAGUUUUAUACUUAACUGUUAAUUUUAUUAUUUUUUAAGAUAUACAAUGUAUGUGAACAUAAAUUACCAUAAAUAUAUC
Acanthoscelides obtectus is the source of this 2441-nucleotide messenger RNA. The record is from the annotation of a GenBank genome assembly. NCBI's taxonomy places the organism in Eukaryota, Metazoa, Arthropoda, Insecta, Coleoptera, Chrysomelidae.